Molecule: messenger RNA, 3433 nt
Organism: Arvicola amphibius (Eurasian water vole)
Lineage: Eukaryota; Metazoa; Chordata; Mammalia; Rodentia; Cricetidae
Gene: Asb5
Product: ankyrin repeat and SOCS box containing 5
Exons: 8
Coding region: 2055-2951 (298 amino acids)
Biological process (GO): intracellular signal transduction; positive regulation of protein catabolic process; protein ubiquitination
Molecular function (GO): protein binding
Source: RefSeq, a predicted model, not a curated record
GUCACUGAUAUAGCUAGAUAGGCUGGCAGCAAGCCCCAGGAAUCUUCCUGCUCCAUCUUCCCAGACUGAGUUUAGAGACAUGCAUCUCUUUAAAAAAAAAUGUAGAUUCUACGGAGCCAAGAUUCACACUCAGGUCCUCAUGGUUGUAUAUCAUGCAUUUACUGACUGCACCAUCUACUCUCCUUGUCCUGGAUAUUUCUAACUGUAACCAGGUGGGGGUUACGCGCAUUGCCUGCUCUUCCAAAGGUCCUGAAUUCAAUUCCCAGCAACCACAUGGUGGCUCACAACCCUCUGUAAUGAGAUCUGAGGAAGAGAUCUGAUCAGUCGUCCUCAUCAACUUAGACCAUGAACCCCAAUAUGGACAAGUACAACAGAAACUGCCAUAUAUGAGCUGCCCAUGGAGGAAAAAUAGGUACUUAUCAAAGUAUAUGCUUUGGCUUUAAAUUGACCCUACAGAUUUCGUUUUCUUCUUUUACCUUUGACUUCAGUUAACUCAUUGACUGGAUUAUGGUUGCAAUGUUUAACAUUAAAAAACAUGUUGCUGUCACCAAUCUUAUUUUCAUCAACAUUAUCACAUCAUCAGGUAAGAUUUGGCAGCACCAUAACUUUGCAGAGCCAUAACUUAAUGUCUUCAGUCAAAAUAUAUGAUGCCAGAAGGAGAAUGGCAUCUUGAAACCCACAGCAUCUUCUUUAUUCCCAAUAUGUCCAAAAUGUUGCUUAUCUUUGUCUCAGAGUCGAGGAGCUAAAAUAAAUAGAAAUAUUCAUGAUUAUGACAUUUCUUUGAAGCUAUAAAUAGGUAGCCUUCCUUAUCACCGUAUGUGGUGGCUUGCAUGAACGUAGCCCCAAAGUCUUAUAUAUUUGCAUAUCUAGUCCCCAGUUGGUGAGUGUUUGAGAGGGAUUAGGAGGUGUGACCUUGUUGGGAAGGAGUGGACUUGUUGGAGGAGAUGUGUCACUUGGGGUGGGCUUGAACUAUUGAGGUUUCAAUAGCUCACUCUAGGCCCAGAUUUUCUUUCUCUCUUCACCUAUUGCCUGUGCACUGGGAUGUAAAACUCUCAGAUACUGGUCCAGUGCCACCUCUGUCUGCUUUCCACCCUAAUAGGAAUGGAUUAAAUCCCUGAAACUAUAAGUCAGCUCUCCAUUAAAUGCAUUCUUUUGUAAGACUUGCUAUGGUUAUAAUGGAUCUUUCUAACAAUAGAAUUUUAAUUAAGAAAUAGUGUAUCAUUUGUUUUAUGUUUAGCAUUGCUUAUGAGUUCUGUAAGAAAUGGAUACACCUUCCAACGCUACAAGUAGGAAAAUGUAGGACUUGAACUUUAUUCUUGACUUCCCCAGGUAAGAUGUCUAAUUUUAGAGAAUAAUCAGAUACUCACAGUCUUUCCCACCUUAUUAAACUUGAUAAAGGAAAGAUGAAGCCAGCUCAUUUUAUGUAGAAUAAUCAUGUAGAAGAAUUAACUUUUACUUCGUUUUACCUAGGUGAGAUGGGUUAAAGGAGAGACAAUCAGAUAUUUUGCACACCCUCACAUGGCUGACAUCAUCCCUAUUCCAGGUUUAUUUUACUUACCAUCCAUUCAGUAGCUGUUAAUAGUAAUAUUUACAUUUAUUCUUAAAGAUUUAUUUUUAUUUAUGUGUGUGCAUGUGUCUGUGUAUGUCUGUGUGUGAGUGUAUGCAUGUGUUUGAGUGCCCACAGAGGCCAGAAGAGAGUGUCUGAUGCCCCAGCGUUGGACUUAUAGGUAGGUGGUCGUUGGUCACCCAAUGUGUGUGCUCUGAACUGAACUUCAUCUGCUGCCAAAGCAGCAAGUUCACCUAACCACUGUGCUCUUCCUCCAGCUGUGUUAACAUUUCUAAUGGACCUUUGACCGUCUUUCUCUUUUCAGUCCAGAGGUUAGCAGAUGCCAGUCAGAGGUUGAUGGUGGUGGAGCACUGGAAGGUGACCCCUGAGCAUCCAUGGACUUGGUUUUGCUUGUUUUCUGUCACACUGGAAUGAGGAAGGAGAGUGCAAAGAAUACAGAGCUGACUGCAAAUCACAGUGGAAAGAGCACUGGAGGGGAAGUCACUCCAUGACUCAGAGCAUUGUGAUGGGCCAGCUGUUCACGGGCUCAUCUCCAGUGUGUGCUCAGACCUCACCAUGCCAGACAGAAGACUCACCAGAACAUAAUUCCGGCUCCUGGGCAGAUCGAUCACCACUGCAUGAAGCUGCAAGUCAAGGUCGACUUCUUGCUCUGAGGACACUAUUAUCACAAGGUUAUAAUGUAAAUGCAGUAACCAUAGACCAUGUCACCCCCCUCCACGAGGCCUGCCUGGGAGAUCAUGUGGCAUGUGCAAGGACUCUUCUGGAAGCUGGAGCUAAUGCAAAUGCAAUCACGAUAGACGGUGUGACUCCCUUGUUCAACGCAUGCUCACAAGGCAGUGCAAGCUGUGCAGAACUUCUUUUGGAAUAUGGUGCCAAAGCCCAACUGGAGUCCUGUUUUCCGUCCCCAACACACGAGGCUGCGAGUAAAGGGCACCAUGAAUGUCUUGACAUUCUGAUAGCCUGGGGCAUUGAUGUUGACCAAGACAUUCCUCACCUGGGAACUCCUCUUUAUGUAGCGUGUAUGUCACAGCAGUUCCACUGCGUCUGGAAGCUUCUUUAUGCUGGUGCUGAUGUCCACAAAGGCAAGUAUUGGGACACGCCACUCCAUGCUGCUGCUCAGCAGCCCAGUACAGAAAUUGUGAACUUACUGCUAGAAUUUGGAGCAGACAUCAAUGCCAAGAACACAGAACUUCUGCGGCCGGUUGAUAUGGCUACAUCUAACAGUGCUGUAGAGAGACUACUUCUUCAACAUGAAGCUACUCCAAGUUCUCUUUGUCAACUCUGUCGACUCUGUAUCCGCAACUACAUAGGAAGACAAAGGUUGCAUCUUAUCUCCCAGCUCCAGUUACCAACGUUGCUGCAGAAUUUCAUACAGUAUCGAUAACACAGUAAAUAGUUUUACAUUCUUUGCAAAUCAAAACUUUAUAUUUCAUUUUCUUUUUAAAAUAUAGAUUAAUAUGGGUGAAGGCAAGUAUAGUUCACCUAGGGAAGCAGUGAAAUCUCAACAGAGUUUCAUUGAAGAAUACUCACUAGUACUGUUUAUGAAUUUUUAUGGUCUUUUGAACUAUAAUAUGUUUAAAAUAUCUAUACUAUCUUAGCAAUCUUAGUAUACCUUCUUGACUUAGGGGAAUAUAAGAAUUUAUUCAUUUUAUGUUUUUUAUUAUAGAGCAGAAAAAUGCAUACUUUUACUAAAUUUUUAAUUCAAUUAUAAAUUUCAUAUUGUGUUAAAUUUUGAAGAAUCUGUAUUCUUCAAAUAAUGGGUUAACUGUAAUUUCAGCUACUGCCAUUGGUUAUCUCUGUAUUUUUAAAACUGACAAAAAUUUUAGAGCAACUAAUAUGCUUUUUGAAAUAAAGAUGAAAUAUACA